Syngnathoides biaculeatus (alligator pipefish) is the source of this 1008-nucleotide messenger RNA. RefSeq names its product reticulon 2b (gene rtn2b). The record is from RefSeq and is a predicted model, not a curated record. NCBI's taxonomy places the organism in Eukaryota, Metazoa, Chordata, Actinopteri, Syngnathiformes, Syngnathidae. The transcript has 7 exons. The coding region runs from base 124 to 771 and encodes 215 amino acids.
CACGCUGAGGUCUCAAGUUGCCAAUUGGACCCGAAGUGGGGCCACCCAAUCCGGGAUAAAAUUAGGAUUUUGCUGACACAGCAGGCGAGCGGCCCAAAACGGCCUGCGAGGAGGGCGAGCGCAAUGGCCGGAGAACUGACGGACCUGGUCUACUGGAGGAGCACGAGCAGGACCGGCGCGGUGUUGACGGGUUCGGUGCUGUGCUUGGCCAGCCUGUUCCAGCUGAGCGUCGUGACGGUGCUGUCGCACGUGUGUUUGGGCGUCAUGUGCGUCACUUUGCCGCUGCGGCUCUACUACAAGCUGCUGGAGGCGCUGCGCCGCAACCCCGGCGGCCUGCACCCCUUCCGGCACUUCCUGGACUCCGACGGCUCUCUGACGGACGAGGAGACGGCGACCCUGGUGGAGGAGUCGGUGCUGCUGCUGGCGUUCGCCGUAGCCGAGUUCAAACGGCUUCUCUUCGUCCGCGACGUGUUGGACUCGCUCAAGUUUGUUCUGCUGCUGUACCUGCUGACGUACGUGGGCGAGCUCACCUCUGGCCCGACUCUCGCCAUAACCGCUGUCAUUGCUCUUUUUUCUUUUCCUCUGCUCUACAAAAAACAGCAGGUAAGGAUAAGGAGGAUGCUCAGAGCUUGCAGAAGCGUUGAGAAGAAAAUCAAAAGCUGGAGUCUCGGGUUAUGCGACGCAGUCAGGUCGGCCCGCGUCCAAGCCGCCGCCGCCCCCAAGGGUGCCCCAAAUGCGCCAGCCUCCAAACACAAAGUGAAGGCAAAGUAAGUCGGCGGCGGCGGACGCUUGUGCCGCAUCCUCCGCCGUGACGUUGCCUUGGAGGGCGCCAUCUACUGGAUGCCGACAGCGCAAAACAAAGCCGCCACUCUUUAGGCAGUGGGGGGAGGGCAUUACUUCACACGUCCACUAGGGGGCGCUGUUUUGUUUUUCCUGUCAACAGCUCCUCCUGUUGACAUGCAAAAUGAAGGCUAGUGACCCCCCCUCCCCCCCAUUCCAGACAUCAUG